UUCUUCUAUGUUAUCCAUUUUACUGAUUCAUUUGGAGUGUUUUGUUUCUGUGUUCUGUAUUUCAUUUGGUAGAACAGUCUUACCAAAGCUGGGUUCUUUUUUCUUUUUUUAAUCUGAGUUUCUUGAAUAUGGAAGCUCUUUCUUUCUACUCACCCCUGCUUUAGUUCAGUAGUUUCAGAUAUAGAUACCGUUUUACAUGUGAAACGGGUUUUUUGUUUUGAGAUGUUCUGUGUUCAUAUUCACUACAAGCUGAAAAAAAGGAGUGAUUGGCUUCUCAUGUUUCUGUUAGUAUCAAUUUUAAAGCUCUUUCCUUCUCUAUUGGCUGUUUUGAUUUUUAGUUUGAAAUCUCUAUUUUUCAUAAUUGCAUGAUAAAGGCUUCAUGUGUUGAAUUUUAAUUUUUCAUAAUAUAUACCUCCCAGCUUCUUGUGUUAAUUUCAUAGAAGUAUUCAACAUAUACUUAUUUCACUAAAUUGAUUUGUUUGUCUUCCAUCUUCUAUUCUUCAUUGUUUCAGAUUUCACUAUGGGCUAUUGGUAAUUUGAUCUCUCUAGUCUCUCUUUUUGUUCCUCUCCUUUAGACCUUUAUCUUCUUUUUCAAAACCCUUCUGUUGUAACCUUGAAAAGUUGCAACUGAGGAGAUCAAACUUCAACUUGACUACCUAUGUUUACAUUGCUUUUUCAAUUUUUCUUUGAAUCCUUUAUUACCUGCUUUGAAUCACUAUUUCAUAUUGAAUUUGUUAGUUUUGAAACCCUAACCGUAUAUGUUGUUCCACAAGGCUAAAUCGUUUUCUUUCAAGUUGGAAAAAACUCGAAGAAUUUCAUUAUCUAUUGAAACAACAGUUAUGAAAGACUGAUCUCUCCUUUUUCUAUUCUUUCCUCUUCUUUGUUUCUUUUGUUUGCAUGUUCUUCAUGUUGGAGUGAGGCUGUUGAACUCCUCUGCUAAUCAGGCUCAGAAUAUCCUUAUGUAUCUGGCAAGAAAUACAGAAGACUACCCUUGUGAUUUUGGUUUUGAUCCGAGUCUGAAAAAUUCAUAGGCCGAGAGGACAAGUUAAGAGAAAGCUAGAGAUGGGAUGUUCUACAUCUAAGCUAGAUGAUGGAGAAGCAGUUCAACUUUGUAAAGAUCGAAAGAGAUUUAUUAAACAGGCUCUCGAACAAAGAGCACGAUUUGCAUCUGGACACUUGGCCUAUAUCCAGUCCCUGAAAAGAGUUUCAGCUGCUCUUCGUGACUAUAUUGAAGUGGAUGAGCCUCAUGUGUUCUCAUUAGAGUCCUUCAUAACCCCACCAUUCACACCAAUAAAGAAAACAAGUCCUGGUUUUAUCUGUGACAGUACACCUAAGAUCAGGAGGAUUUCAUCAAAAUCCUUCUCACCUGCACAAACCCAAUCCGAACACCAUUCAUCUGUGAAGGUACAUUACCUAAGAUCAGGAGGAAAUCCAGCAGUGUCAGUGGAAGAGAGACCACCUCAAUCAUCGGAGACAGUCAGUGGAAGUCCUGGUUUUAUCUGUGACAGUACACCUAAGAUCAGGAGGAUUUCAUCAAAAUCCUUCUCACCUGCACAAACCCAAUCCGAACCCCAUUCAUCUGUGAAGGUACAUUGCCUAAGAUCAGGAGGAAAUCCGGCAGUGUCAGUGGAAGAGAGACCACCUCAAUCAUCGGAGACAGUCAGUGGAAGUCCUGGUUUUAUCUGUGACAGUACACCUAAGAUCAGGAUGAUUUCAUCAAAAUCCUUCUCACCUGCACAAACCCAAUCCGAACCCCAUUCAUCUGUGAAGGUACAUUACCUAAGAUCAGGAGGAAAUCCGGCAGUGUCAGUGGAAGAGAGGCCACCUCAAUCAUCGGAGACAGUCAGUGGAAGUCCUGGUUUUAUCUGUGACAGUACACCUAAGAUCAGGAGGAUUUCAUCAAAAUCCUUCUCACCUGCACAAACCCAAUCCGAACCCCAUUCAUCUGUGAAGGUACAUUGCCUAAGAUCAGGAGGAAAUCCGGCAGUGUCAGUGGAAGAGAGACCCCCUCAAUCACCAGAGACGGUCAGAGUAGAAACUUACUCUCCAGUACACCAGUUUGGAAUGGAUGGUUUCUUUGCAAUGCAAUCUUCGCCAAUGAAUUCUUCUUCAUUCUUCUCCUAUUCCCCUAACAACAGGCCCAAUAUCCCUCCACCUUCACCUCAAAACUCUCAAUGGGAUUUUUUCUGGAACCCAUUUUCAUCAUUAGAUUAUUAUGGUUAUCCCACUCCAUCUAGUAUUGAUCAGACAGUCAUGGAUGAUGAGAAUAGAGGACUAAGGCAGGUCAGAGAAGAAGAAGGGAUCCCUGACUUGGAAGAAAUUGAAACUGAGCAAGAGGAUUGCUAUGAUGAGGCAAAUGUAAGACAAGAAAGGGAUAAAAUGGAUCUAAACUACAACAGAGAAGAAGUUAUUGUUGAAGACGAUGAUGAGGAUGAGGAGACGGUCAGCGGAGACGAAACUGAGCAUGAAGCAGAAAUACCCUCCCAUGAUCAUGUUACUAUAGAGGUGCGAGCUCAGACUGCAAGACAAGUUGAAACUAGUAAUCAAGGAACGGCAGUUGUUGAUCGAGAGGCCAAGGAAGAAACACCAGGAUUUACUGUUUAUGUAAACCGAAGGCCAACAAGUAUGGCAGAAGUUAUCAAGGAUUUAGAAGCUCAGUUUGUGAUCGUUUGCAAUGCAGCCAAUCAGGUCUCGGCGUUGUUAGAGGCCAACAGAGAGCAGUACUCAUCAACCUCCAAUGAACUCUCAGCAGCCAUGAAAAUGCUGAACCCAGUAGCUUUAUUUCGCUCAGCAUCCUCGUCUCGCUCAGCCUCAUCCAGAUUUUUAGUGACUUCUUCCUGCUCCAAAGAUGAAGGUUAUGAAAGCAGCAGUGACUUCUCAGAGGAGCCCUGCAUGUUUUCAGGUAGUCACCAAUCAACAUUGGACAGAUUGUAUGCUUGGGAGAAGAAACUCUAUGAGGAAGUCAAGUCUGGAGAAAAGGUUCGGAUGACAUAUGACAAGAAAUUAAAGCAACUCCGGAACCAAGAUGUAAAAGGCUAUGACCAAUCUGCUCUAGAAAAAACAAGGGUAUCCAUUAGAGAUCUGCAUACGAAGAUGAAGGUUUCGAUACACUCAGUUGAAGCUAUUUCAAAGAGAAUUGAAACCUUAAGGGAUGAAGAACUGCAGCCUCAACUUUCAGAAUUGGUGCAAGGGUUGGCAAGGAUGUGGAAAGUAAUGGCAGAGUGUCAUCAGACACAGAAACGAAGCCUCGAUGAAGCCAAGCUUCUACUAGCAGGCACACCUUCAAAACUGGAAGCUAAAAGGCUUUCUUCUUCCAGUUCAGUUACUGAUCCAAACCGGCUAGCACGUUCUGCAGCCAAUCUUGAGACCGAACUGAGGAAUUGGAGAGCCUAUUUCGAGUCAUGGAUCACUUCUCAGCGAUCCUACGUACACGCAUUAACAGGAUGGCUUCUCCGUUGCAUGAGGGCUGAUCCAGAUACAUCAAAGUUGCCAUUCUCUCCUCGUCGCUCUUACGGUGCUCCUCCAAUAUUUGGAAUAUGCAUCCAAUGGUCAAGGUUUCUAGAUGCCAUACGUGAGACCCCAGUGCUAGAUGGACUAGAUUUUUUCGCAGCUGGUAUGGGAUCUCUCUAUGCACAGCAGGUUAAAGAGGAUUUACGUAGAGCUCGGAUAGGUUCAAAGAGGUUCGAGUCAACUGAGGAAUUCAGUGGGAAUAUGGAACUGGUGGAAGUUGGUCAAGUUGAACAAGUAAUGACUGCGGAUAAAAUGGCUGAAGUUGCCAUAAGGGUACUUUGUGCUGGAAUGUCAGUUACUAUGAGCUCACUGACAGAGUUUUCUAUUGCUUCUGCUGAGGGGUAUGCUGAUCUUGUGAAUCAAUGGGACGAUGCCAAGACUAGAGCUUGAAUGAGACUUUAGAUUUUUAUGGGGUAGUUUAGGAGUGGGUGUCUAAUGUAAUUACGAGUUAAGCUAUUUAUAAAUUCUUAGAGUAGAGUUGUUGCCACCCUAAUCCUUGUGUUUAUUUCCCAAGCAGCGUAGAAACAGAAUACGCUGGUUGUUAAGAAUGUAAUCUUACAUAACGAAGGGUUAAAUACUCGAAUCUAUAAUCGGUAACCACCAAUGAACUCCAAAUC
Molecule: messenger RNA, 4127 nt
Organism: Rosa chinensis
Lineage: Eukaryota; Viridiplantae; Streptophyta; Magnoliopsida; Rosales; Rosaceae
Product: protein ROLLING AND ERECT LEAF 2
Exons: 5
Coding region: 1063-3900 (945 amino acids)
Source: RefSeq, a predicted model, not a curated record